AUGCAUGAAUAUCCUUUAUCGAUGGUUGAUCAUCUCUAUUUCAAGAGAUUUGUCUGCUCUCUUCAACCAUUAUUCACGGUUCCAUCGAGGAAUACUAUAAAGAAAGAGGUCUUUAAGAUCUAUGAUAUUGAAAGAGCUAAGAUUCAAAGUCUGUUUGAUAUCAACAAAGGUAAAAUUGCAAUAACUACUGAUUUGUGGACUGCCACCAAUCAAAAGAAGGGGUACAUGGCUGUUACAGCUCAUUAUAUUGACAACUCGUGGGUGCUUAGGAGCCAUUUGCUUAGGUAA
This is a messenger RNA of Linum tenue, 288 nucleotides long. Lineage: Eukaryota; Viridiplantae; Streptophyta; Magnoliopsida; Malpighiales; Linaceae. The record is from the annotation of a GenBank genome assembly.